Brassica rapa (field mustard) is the source of this 1321-nucleotide messenger RNA. RefSeq lists its product as uncharacterized. The record is from RefSeq and is a predicted model, not a curated record. Lineage: Eukaryota; Viridiplantae; Streptophyta; Magnoliopsida; Brassicales; Brassicaceae.
GGAAUUAAAAGGCACUAUGACAAAAAAGAAAAAAAAACAAAGUCGACUAGCAUGCACAUGAUCAAGCUUAAAAUUUUAGCGAUAUAACAAACAUAAAAAAAAAAAUUGAUUUAAAAUUAGCUAUAUAAAUUUAUUUAAGUGCUGGUUCUGAUGAGUACUUCGUGAUAAUUAUAGUUAGCAUAUUUUCUAAAUUAAAAUCGAUCUCCAUCGCUCUCGGAUAGAUUUGUGAUUAGGGGGGCAAAGACGAAGAGUAUUUUAGCCUUUCUUGUGAUACUUUUAGAUUUUGAGCGGUCUUAUCUUGUUCUACACCUUACCUUUUACCAUGUCUACCGUUCCGGUAAGGCCACCACCUCCUCCGGCUGGUUUACAUCUUCGUCGGAACGCCUCUUCAACGACGGCUUCGAGAUCUGCGGCAAUGGUUGCUGCGGUUUCGAGCAGGCAUUUUCUUGGGUUCUUUACUUAUAAUAGAUGCUUUGAGUUUAAAUCCUUGAGCCAAAUGAGGUAUCCGGCUUUUUUGAGCCGUCGGCAGCGAGUAACCACGGUGGUGGCUUCAGCGGGAAACUUGACGGCUCCGUCGUCGUGGGAGUCUUGGAAGCCAGAUAAGACGGCGGUGGCGACGCCUCUAUUGCUGAGUGAUGUCAUCUGGCCGGCAGCUGGAGCGUUUGCGGCAAUGGCAAUAUUGGGAAGAAUUGAUCACAUUUUAUCUCCAAAAGGAAUUUCAAUGUCAGUGGCACCACUUGGCGCCGUCUCCGCCAUUCUUUUCAUCACUCCAUCUGCUCCUGCUGCUCGGAAAUACAACAUGUUUUUGGCUCAAAUAGGUUGUGCUGCCAUUGGAGUGGUAGCGUUCUCCGUCUUUGGACCAGGCUGGCUUGCCAGGAGCGUCGCACUCGCCGCUUCCAUAGCUUUUAUGGUCAUUGCUCGAGCCAACCAUCCUCCUGCGGCGAGCUUACCAUUAAUGUUCAUAGAUGGAGCGAAGUUCCAUCACUUGAAUUUUUGGUACGCAUUGGUCCCAGGUGCGGCUGCUUGUGUCAUUCUCUGCCUUCUCCAAUCGAUCGUAUGUUACAUGAAGGAUAAUCUAAAAUUUUGAUUAAUUGUCAAGCAACAUAUACGAUCAAAUGAUAUAUAUAUAUAUAUAUAUAUAUAUAUAUAAUAGUAGUAAUAAUGUACAAAUAUACACACAUUGAUGGGAAUCUUGUGAAGAUAUUUGAUUCGUGUGUACACUUGAUUUGAAUGUAUGUAAAUGACUAUAUAUAUAUAGUACGUUCGUUCAGCAUAUGUAAUUCUCUGUUUUUCUCUCCCUUUUGCAUGUUAUCAGUUUUCU